CUGAAAAGCAUGACACACAGAUAAGGAAGCAGAGUGCAAGCGGGGCAGACUGUCAAGACAGAACUAAGGUCUUCGGGAGACUCCCAAUGUGUCAACCAUGGCCUACCAGUACGGAAAAGUGCAGGACCCAAAUGUGCUUACUCAGACGAUAAUCUCCAACAUCCAGAAGAUAACACAACAAACAUCUGAAAUACAGAGAAUUGUGAAUCAGUUGGGAACAACACAAGACACAACUGAGCUCAGACAGCAACUGCAGCAGAAACAGCAAAAUGUCAACCACCUUGCCAAAGAAACAGACCGAUGUGUGAAGGAAUUUGGCUCUUUGCCUGUCACAACUGAACAGCGCCAGAGAAAGAUCCAGAAAGAUCGCCUUAUCAAUGACUUCUCCAAUGCACUGGCAAAUUUCCAAAAGACACAGAGGCAGGCUGCUCAGAAAGAGAAGGAGUUUGUUGCCAGAGUCCGUGCCGAGUCCAGAGUGUCGGGUGGCUUUCCUGACGACAGCUUUGGAGGAAAUGGAAACUCCUUUGAAAGUGGGGGACAGGCCCAGGUCCAGUCACAGUCCCAGGAGGUGGCCAUCACCGAGGAAGACCUGCAGCUCAUCCAGGAGAGAGAGACUUCCAUCAGACAGCUAGAGUCUGAUAUUACAGAUAUAAAUGAAAUAUUUAAGGACUUGGGAAUGAUGGUCCAUGAGCAGGGUGAUAUGAUCGACAGUAUAGAGGCCAAUGUCGAAACUGCCGACCUUCAUGUUCAGAAUGCCACCCAGCAGUUAGCACAGGCUGCAGACUAUCAGCGCAAAUCUAGAAAGAAGAUCUGCAUUCUCAUUGUCGUUCUGGUCGUACUUGCUGUUGUCGUUGGUUUAAUCAUCUGGGCAUCAGUUAAAGGAUGAUGAUGCUGCUUUUCACACACUUUGGUCCUGGCAGUUUCAUGAUUCUUUAGGAUUAAGUUUGAGUUACAAGUCUCAAGGCCAUUGCUUGUAAAAUGAAGACAAAUGCGACAGCUGUUUCGUACUGUCACUUUACUAUACUGAACAAAAAUAUAAACGCAAAAUGUAAAGUUUUGGUCCAAUGUUUCAUGAGCUGAAAUAAAAGAUCGCAGAAUUUUGUCUACAUGCA
Messenger RNA from Salvelinus namaycush (lake trout), 1112 nucleotides. Its product is annotated as syntaxin-7-like. The transcript has 10 exons. The coding region runs from base 98 to 886 and encodes 262 amino acids. Gene Ontology annotation, molecular function: SNARE binding; SNAP receptor activity. The record is from RefSeq and is a predicted model, not a curated record. Gene Ontology annotation, cellular component: synaptic vesicle; membrane; SNARE complex. NCBI's taxonomy places the organism in Eukaryota, Metazoa, Chordata, Actinopteri, Salmoniformes, Salmonidae. Gene Ontology annotation, biological process: vesicle fusion; intracellular protein transport; vesicle-mediated transport.